AUGAUAGAUGCUGUCUUCAUUAGAUGUUUCAAAAGUUAUUGCAGCAGUGAACAUACUUGGACAUCUACAAUUGUGGAGUAUGCUUCAACUGUACAGCGGGCUGUACAGUCUGGGAAUGUUAACCUCAAAGACAGAUUGACCAUUGAGUUGCAUGCGGAUGGACGACAUGGCAUUGUGAGAGUGGAUCGUGUUCCUCUAGCAGCAAAGCUGGUUGACCUGCCUUGUAUCAUAGAAAGUCUGAAAACUAUUGACAAGAAGACAUUUUAUAAAACUGCAGACAUUAGUCAGAUGUUAGUAUGUACACUGGAUGGUGAUCUUUAUCCUCCUCUAGAAGAGCCAGCUGGCAUAGUAGAUCCAAAAAACAAAAAGAAGGACAAAGACAAGGAGAAGAAGUUCAUUUGGAACCAUGGCAUUACUGCACCUCUGAAGAAUGUCAGGAAACGAAGGUUCAGAAAAACUGCGAAGAAAAAGUAUAUUGAAUCUCCGGAUGUUGAAAAGGAAGUGAAGAGACUGCUGAGUACAGAUUUAGAAGCGGUCAGUGUCCGUAUCCUUUCAGAACACAAUUGCUUCCUUAUUGCUCGGAAAGUCAUGGUGACUCUCAGGGCUAACCCAUCUUUCAUGCCUAAGGAAAUUGAGCUGUUCAUCUUCUCACCUAAUGCCCCAGUCCCCAACACGGGAGUCGUCAUCAAUUGUGCUGUCUCUUUUGUACUUAUUGUGUGCUAUUUUUGUUUCUCUGUAGUGGAGCAUGAUGAGUUGAGAGAAAUCUUUAAUGAUAUUAGUAGCAGCAGUGAAGAUGAAGAAGAUGAGGGUGAUCGCCACGAUGAUGAAGACCUCAAUAUCAUGGACACAGAAGAAGACCUAGAGAGACUUCAGGAUAAAAUGAAUGAUUCAGAUGGACAAGAUCAAGAGAAAGACCGUCCAAACCAGAUAGUACUUGACUUCCAGAAACAAAUUGAUCAUCUAAAAUCUAAACUGCUUGAAACCCAAGAGAAGAGGAAACGACAAGAAGACCUUAUCAUGAAGGUGGAGAAUGUGGCCCUUAAGACCAGAUUACAGUUGGCACUCGAUGAACUUAAGCAGCAGGAGGAGAGAGAGAAACAACAGUUGGCCUCACUAAAUGAACAGCUGGAGUCACUGUUGGAGAAGUAAAAGGUUGGUGUCUCUCAGAGGACGUGGGCAUGCAAAUGAAGUGGUAAACUCACUGAUGGAUGUAGGUGAAUGGUUGAGAUUCUCGUCUGUCCUUCAGGGAAGAACUGUCAUAUUUCUACACCAUUAGGAACAACAGGCAUCAUUCUGUUUGGGGCAUGCCAGUCUCUCUGGCAAUCCCGAUGUUUUCCCCAAAACAGCAUAGCAUGUAGUGCUCCACAGCAGAAGAUCAUGUGAUGUGUAUGAUUUCAGUGCUAUUAAAAUUACAGUAAUAGAGUUCAGUAUGUUUUUUGUGCUCACUUUCUGCUAAUAAAGUUUCUAAUUAAUUUUGUA
Messenger RNA from Protopterus annectens (West African lungfish), 1479 nucleotides. RefSeq names its product TATA-box binding protein associated factor 7 like (gene TAF7L). Gene Ontology annotation, cellular component: transcription factor TFIID complex. The record is from RefSeq and is a predicted model, not a curated record. The transcript is spliced from 12 exons. Gene Ontology annotation, molecular function: RNA polymerase II general transcription initiation factor activity. Bases 1 to 1149 code for a protein of 382 amino acids. Lineage: Eukaryota; Metazoa; Chordata; Ceratodontiformes; Protopteridae. Gene Ontology annotation, biological process: RNA polymerase II preinitiation complex assembly; transcription initiation at RNA polymerase II promoter.